GUGGCGGACUGUAUCUGUGCUGUGUUUUGGUAAUAUCCAAAGAAGAAGAACUGAGCCCUUAUGCGGAAGUAAAUUUUCUUCUUACGAUUACAUUUAACUUGUUUUCUCCAUUUAGUUAAUUUAUCAUUUUGGGAUAGUAGAGGACGAUGGUGUAGAUUAGUCCUUUAACUCUUAAAUUCGUCAUACGAGUGUAAAAUGGCACUCGUUUGUUCAGUUGUAAUAAAAUAAUGGCGUUUUGCACUGAUGGUCUGAAGACCAAGUCUUUACCAGAAUGACGUCACAAAAGCAGCCGUGAGUGUCGCUGAGAGAUUAAAUUAUGCUCCGUCGUAUUUUGUCGUCGUGGUUUUGGUUCGGAUCGGAUCACUCUGGGUUCAUUUUAGGAACAUUUUCAUUAGUAGCUCUAAUACUGCUGAUGUAUGUUGGAGGGAUCCAGUCAGCUCUAACCGUCGGUCCAGGUGGAGACCUGCCUAAAAUGAAAGAUGUCUUGGUGCAUUCUUUCAGUCACGAUGAGCUUCAUUCUCUCCUCGUCAGUGUUGGUCUCCUGCUCUUGUUUGGACCGUGCCAGGAGCGUCGAUGGGGAACAGUUGCCUUCCUUGCCCUCUCUAUCCUGACGAUAGCCAUGUUACCUCUUCUUUAUGUUGUGGUCCUUUUCGUUGGUGGUGGUGAGGCUAGUCGGAUCUGUGGUUACUCUGCUGUCCAGCUGGCCCUGUUUACAGUACAGUGUCGUCAGACGACACAGAGGAGACCGCUGAGGUGCUUGCCGAUUUGGUUCCUACCUUGGCUUUUCCUGCUGGUUGGUCUGUUGCUGCUGCCCAGUACACCUGCUCUGCUCCAUUUUUGUGCAAUAUGCAUCGGACACAAUUAUCGUCAGUCCUUUAUUGGGAUGUUGCAGGAGCUGGAAAAGGUCAGAGUUUUUGACUUCAUUCCUGAUUGGGUGUGCAUUUUCACAUCUGCUCGGCUGAGGCUGCCAACCUACACAACCUCGCACAGAUCACCUUCUGAGGUGAUGUUCAUAGAUCAGGCAGUGCUUCCUCUCACCCAGAGGGAUUCUUCACCUUUGAAGCAACAUUCACAGCUGGGACCCACACCUUCCUGGUUAAUGGAAACAUCUGCAUUGCUGUCUGAGACGGAGGUGCUGGAGGAACAGAUGCUCAGGGCAGGGAUACUGGCCUCUUUACAGAAUGCUCCUGAAGAUCCUGACGCAAAAGCAGUGGUUCCAAAAUCAUCUGUCUCCUCUCUACGACUGCAGCAGUUGGAGAAAAUGGGAUUCCCCACAGAGAAGGCUGUAGUUGCACUUGCGGCCUCCAAACAGCUAGAUGGUGCCAUCUCCUUGCUGAUUGAAGACAGUGUUGGAGAAGAGGCUGUGGUAGUGUCCAAAGGGAAGAGUCGACUAACCACCACAUAGCACUGGUGACCUCACCUUUGGUUUUGGGUAGUGGUCAUAUGCUUAGGUUUUGCUGAGCAUAUCUGAUGUAAAAUUUUCCCUGAGGGUGACAUUUUUUUUCUUCUUUUGUAAAACUUUGAAAUUUACUGAGUAACCAUGCAAACUCUUGUUUUGCAAGGGCAUUUCUAUGUCUGUACAUACAUUUUUAGAACACUUACAAGUAGCUGGGCUCCCGAUCUGUACACCUACAACCCCUGGCAAAAAUUAUGGAAUCACCGGCCUCGGAGGAUGUUCAUUCAGUUGUUUAAUUUUGUAGGAAAAAAGCAGAUCACAGACAUGACACAAAACUAAAGUCAUUUC
Thalassophryne amazonica is the source of this 1744-nucleotide messenger RNA. It is a transcript of the gene rhbdd3, whose product is annotated as rhomboid domain containing 3. Gene Ontology annotation, molecular function: serine-type endopeptidase activity; protein binding. Gene Ontology annotation, cellular component: membrane. The coding region runs from base 317 to 1405 and encodes 362 amino acids. The transcript is spliced from 5 exons. The record is from RefSeq and is a predicted model, not a curated record. NCBI's taxonomy places the organism in Eukaryota, Metazoa, Chordata, Actinopteri, Batrachoidiformes, Batrachoididae.